AUACAGGGCAGGGCAAAGGAGCAUACGGAGAAGAAGAAGAAGAAGAAGAAACCCAAGGAGGCUUCUGGAAAGGCAACGAUCAAAGGUACCGGCUUUGCUGACAAAAGGAAGGAUUAAACAAUGGCUACCAAGAUUCUUGCAAAUUUAAUUGUAAUGGGUACUGGGAUUUUGGCUAGGUCUCUUGUUCAAGCUUAUCGGCAAGCACUUGCAAAUGCGUCUAAGAGCGGAGUUGCUCAAGAAACAUUGCAAAACGCGGCCCGUCGUGUUAGCAAAUCAAUGACAGAGCAAGAGGCGAGGCAGAUUCUUGGCGUGACAGAUCAAACUCCAUGGGAAGAAGUAGUUAAGAAAUAUGAUAAUCUAUUCGAGAGGAACACCAAGAACGGAAGCUUUUAUCUGCAGUCAAAAGUUCAUAGGGCCAAGGAAUGCUUGGAACCAUUGUAUCAGCAGCAGCAGCCCAAAGACGAGACAUCAUCUCCAAGCUGAGUUUUCAACGACAUCCUCCUUCCUUUCUUUUUUGGCUUGCCAACCGUUGAAAUCCGAUUCAAGAUACAAAGGCAAGAAAGAUAUACAUGAGAUUAUUCAUGAGAUCACCUACCUGCUUGUAUUAUUAACAUAGAUAAAACUGUAAACAACUGAUAUGUUAGAUUUUAGGUGACCUUUGUUUGUCGAUGAUUCUUUUUCUUCUUUUUUACAUUUAAUGUUGCUCAAUGGUUAUCAGGUAGGUUCCUGUAACUUACAAAAGUUAUAACAUUUCAAGUUUGUUUAUUAUGGAAAAGAAGCCUAAUUC
This is a messenger RNA of Impatiens glandulifera, 787 nucleotides long. RefSeq names its product mitochondrial import inner membrane translocase subunit PAM16 like 2-like. The transcript has 4 exons. The record is from RefSeq and is a predicted model, not a curated record. NCBI's taxonomy places the organism in Eukaryota, Viridiplantae, Streptophyta, Magnoliopsida, Ericales, Balsaminaceae. Gene Ontology annotation, biological process: protein import into mitochondrial matrix. Gene Ontology annotation, cellular component: TIM23 mitochondrial import inner membrane translocase complex. The coding region runs from base 121 to 483 and encodes 120 amino acids.